ACUCUUUGUCUAUGUCUCGAAUUCUAUGGUAAAAAGUAAUGCGAUUGCGGGGGAAUCCUUUGAUUUCUAAAGUGGUAUAAAAUAACCAGUCAUUUUCUUUACUUAUUAAAUCAUUCAGUUCAGUUAUCAGAAGCGUGAAGAAGCAAGGAAAGUGAUGUCCUAAAAUAUAAACGUUUUUCAUACACAUCGGACUUGUAACAAGAUGUACCAAAAAUGUUGUCUACAUUAAGUGGUAGCGGCGUGUUCAGCAGCCGCGUGGAUUACUUCUGCCUGGUGUGCGAGUCUCGGCUCAGGGACGAGGCUGACGCGGCCGCACACGUCGCCAAGCCUGUGCAUACCAAGAACUUUCUCACUACUGAAUACUUCGAAAAUCAACAAGAAUGCGUCAGAAAGAUAAAAAAAUGGUAUUUGUGCGAGUUGUGCAACGUGUUGUUGCCGACUGCGGCCCGAGUGCGGCUGCACGUGGUGGAGGCGGGGCACUGGGAGCGCAGGGCUGCGCUGGCGGUGCAGCGUCGCGCGGGCAAAGUCCUCGUCUUCGCCAACGUGCAGCUUGACGACAGAGCGUGGAAUGGCAUCGUGGAUGACACAUGCGCGAUCUGCAACAUCGAGUUUGACGACGAACACAUUCACAGGAACGAGACGACACACAUAUUGAAGCUGAUUCAAAGCAAAAUCGAAUAUGAUGAAAAUCAAAAUAUUUAUCGUUGGGUUGAUGAGUCUUCUUUUCAAUGCUUAACAUGUAAUAUGGUCUUGGCUUUGAACUCGAUUAAUGAACAUUUCGAUGAAAUCGAACAUAAAGAUAUAUAUAGACGUUGUUGUGAUAAUUUCAAAAUUACUGAAAAUACUGCAACAAACGAAACAAUUGAUAGUUCUAAAAACAAUAACAAACGUAAAAAAGAAGUUCCAACUAAAAUAACAGAUAGAACAGAAACUUUAGCUGUAUUAAAUACAACUAAUAAAAACAAAACGAACAUUGAAAGCAAUGAAAAAGCAGAAAUUAAAACGUCUACUGUAAACUCAGAUUCUAAAACAAUACAAAAUAAUACGAAAGAAAAUUUUAAAGAGGUGGAAACUGUCAAAUCAGCCCCAAUAGAUGAUUCAGAGAUAUGUGACAUAUUAAAUGCAAAAGAAUAUAUAACAAGAGAUGAAAAUGGAAAGAACUGGUGUAUAUUAUGCAAUUGGGUAAUGUCACCUUUAGCUAUAAAACAACACAUAAAUGAUUUACAUCAUCAAACAAUGUUGAAAAUGCAUAAAAAACGUCUUUCAACUCUAAAUACUGAGAAGAAUAUAACUACUAAUACACCAAUCGUAAAAAAUAAUACUAUAAAAAAUAAAGAAAACAUUGAUAAAGAAAGCGUUUUAAAUGCAGUUGACAAAUUCCAAAAAAAUAAUAUUAAUAUAAAUUUUGAAAUUGAAACAGCUGUAUGUAAAAAGUGUUCAAAGCAAUUAGAUUUUAAUGCACAAUCUAUUGAGAAUCAUAUUAAAGAACAUGGUAAAAUUAAAAACAAAAACGAUGACCGUAAAGAGAUUCCAUUAGGAUUGGAUAUCACAAAAGAUCUACCUUCUAAUAAAGAAACAUCUUUAUAUACAACACCCGUUAAAAUAAACAAAGAAAAGCAGGAAAAGAUAAAAGAUAUGACGGAUUCAAAGAUAAAAAAAGAAUCAUCCUUUACAUCGGAUUUAAAUGAAUUACAAACAUAUGCAAAACAAAAUAAUAUGACAUACAAAGAUAAUGAAAAGAAAAUUCAUUGCAACAAAUGCAAUAUAGAUUUAACUCUAUCGAUGAAAAUAUUAAAGGAACAUGUCAGCUUAGAACAUAAAAAGAAAAACGAGGAACCUUCACAUGGGAAUCUUACAUCAAAAUCAAAGCAAAUCGAUAAAGAAAUCAAUCUUAUUAAAAUACCAACAAGAUCUUUCAUUGUGUCAGCAGUUGCUAUUGAUUCGUUGCAUAAAGAAAUUAUUAUAAAUGAUAAAUUUUGUAUAAAUUUGUUCAGUUUUUGUUUAAUGUUUAGUCAAAAUAAAAGAUUAACAUGUAUUGCUUGCGAUUGCAGUGUACCUUUUCAGGAUUUUCAUAAACAUCUAGAUACGGAGAAACAUGAACAGAUUUUGGAUAAAAGUCUAGUGGUGGUUCAGUUGGAAAAUGAGUUUAUAAGAGAGUACAAACCGGGUUGUUACCAAUGUGGUUACUGCAAUACUGUAUGUGAAUCAUGGUCUACUACGGAGUCCCACAUACAGACUACUGACCACAAGAACAGUAGGAUAGCAGCACAAUGGCGUCUGCAGCAAUUGCUACCAGAAGUCGCCAAAAAACGACAACAAAAUCAAUUACAUGAAAAGUUUAUGAUGCAUAUGAUGUUCGCUGACGGUGGCUGGAAUUCUUGUGAUAGUGAUUAAAUCAUCAUCAACCUGCCUUUAUUCCUACGGAGGGUCGAAUCUCUCCCCCUGAAUCUAACCCCUUUCUAUGCAUAUCUUCUUUCACACAUUCCAUACAUUCUUUGGUCUUCCUCUGCCUUUGUAGCCAACCACAUUCAAUCUCAUUACUUUUUUGCUAAUAUCAUCAUCAUCCCUUCGCAUAAUAUGUCCACGCUAACUCCUCAAUUUCUCGAUCACUGGCGCUACUUGCAAACUUCCUCUAAUAUACACAUUUUGAAGUUUAUCCUAUCUUGUCCUAACAUAUCCAUCGUAACAUAUUCAUUCCAUCUACAUGCAAUCUUUCAUCCGAAACUUUGGUGUCCCAAUAUUCAGUUUCGUACUGAUUAAAUAACAUCCAAUUACCUCUGAAAUUAAAAAAAAAAACAAAAUUGAUUUAUUGUUUUAACAAAAAUGGUACAUAACAAUACAUGUGCCGGGACUUCUAUUUAAGCAUCCAUUAAGGGCUUGUGAUUGGAAGUCGUACUCUACUGUGUGACAAAUAAUAGCUAUGGUACCUCAUAAUAAAUAGCCUCAUAAUAUAUACCUAAUAAUAGUUACAUUUAUGUAUUUAAUUUUUGUCAUAUUUAUGAUCAAAUUUAUCUGUGUGUCCGUUUAGACAUAGGCCACAUCCAAUUUCCUCCAUUCCUCUCUUAAUGUCGUCAUUCUGGUUCAAGUAUGUCUCGCUACAGCCUACUAAAUCCAUGUAUAAUACAAAAAACAAUUUAUUCUUUGACAAAUAAACAAAAAAAUUCAGAGUUAAGUUAAAAAAAUCACAAUUAACAAGUGAAAAAGGCAAUUAACUUAUGGUAUCUGGAUGUUCCAAAACUUAAUUCAUAUAUUUUGUAUAUUGUAUUGAAGGCAGUUUUAGAUGAUUAAAGGACACAUAUUGUUUUAUCUAAUUUGAAUAACAAUUGUGAGUACAGGAAAUAACUAAAAUGAUAAAAUUGAAGUUAUCGUAUUUCCUAUCCGCAACCAUAACAAUUAUUCACAUUAUUGAGAAUCAAUUCAGUGAAUAUAAAUCUGUUAAAAUUAAACUUAUUCUGUAUUAUCCCAAAAAUUAUAUUGGACACUUUGUUAAACACGUGAAUUAACCCUUUGGACGCCAGUUAAGGAUAUGGACGUCAAAGUGGUUAUAUAUUUCACCAUAAAUAUAUAUCACCACACACUUUAGGUAUGAAUAUUUCAUUAAUUGUUGGUCAAGAACUCAUUUCGUAAACGCAUUAAUACUGUUUUCAAUAGCCAUGAUUUGUCAAAAAUCCGCGCCAGACGUUACAGUCACGGUAUAACAAGUUUGACGUAUGUUUAAGCUAAAAUGAAUUUGAAAUAUUGUCUAUUAUUUGUAUGUUACAAUUAAAUAAAAAAAGUUUCACUAAUUUUG
Papilio xuthus (Asian swallowtail) is the source of this 3790-nucleotide messenger RNA. RefSeq lists its product as uncharacterized. Gene Ontology annotation, molecular function: nucleic acid binding; zinc ion binding. The transcript is spliced from 5 exons. The record is from RefSeq and is a predicted model, not a curated record. The coding region runs from base 214 to 2394 and encodes 726 amino acids. Lineage: Eukaryota; Metazoa; Arthropoda; Insecta; Lepidoptera; Papilionidae.